CCAUGCUGGCAUUGGGUCCCGGUGCUCUCAUGACAGCAAAUGCCAUAGUUCAGGUUGCAUGAAAUCUUUCCCUCUGUGUUCACUCAGCUGCUCGUAACUUUAUAUAUACGCUGGGUUGUGAAUGUCUAGGCUCGGAAGGGUAGAUUGUUAUCUGCAAAUGUCAGUGAAUGUUGAUUUCACUGUGUACAUGCACGCUGAUGAAAAACAUUCCCAUGCGUGAUCGAAAGGACUGAGACAAAGUAAGAGAGGCUUUGAGAGAGCUAAUUAGCAUUUGAGGCGCAGUAAUGAUGAAUGGUUCCAACGUGGCCAAUACGACGACGGUCACCACCAAAUCCAAGGAGGAGCCGGCUGUGAACGGACACGAUGAGAAGGAGAACAACCCCUUUGCGGAGUACAUGUGGAUGGAGAACGAGGAGGAUUUCAACAGACAGGUGGAGGAGGAGCUGCAGGAGCAGGACUUCCUGGACCGCUGUUUCCAGGAGAUGCUGGAUGAGGAAGACCAGGACUGGUUCAUUCCGUCCCGCGACCUGCCCCAGGGCCUCGGGCAGCUGCAGCAGCAGCUGAACGGACUCUCAGUGGGCGACGGCUGCAGCUCGGAGGACAUCUUGAGCAAAAGCAACUUGAACCCCGACGCCAAGGAGUUUGUUCCGGGAGUGAAGUACUGACGCUUGGGGCAGACUUGGAAGAGACUGUCCCUGUCCCUGGCUUGGGCGAGGGGGGUGGGCGAGGAUCCGGGCGAGAGUCGAACUGGGCCCUGGAACCGGAGCGCCCGCGCCCGGGGGACCCUGGCUCUAUAUGCUCUUGGGCACCUUUUUAUUUUUCUUUGUAGAAUCUCUUGUGGGGGCAGGCGGCUUCUGGGACUCGCGGCCCUGGGGGCUGAUCUGGCGGCUGCUCCGGCCAGGGACGCCGGGGGUGGGGUGGGCGGGUGUGCUUCCAACCAGCUGACUGAGGCCGAUUUUGAAAGGCGGCUCCCUGCUCUCCCUCCACUCCGCAGAGGGCCGGGACGUGCCGUGAGGACGAUGAUCCCGACGCGGGCGCUUUGCAUUUUCCUUCUGCGGGGAUUUUAGACGAGCUGACGAGUGAUGAAACUGACGCAGAAUCCUUUUGCCCUGCUCCCCUCCGGAGCCACGACCGUGCACUGAACACUAG
Messenger RNA from Pelodiscus sinensis (Chinese soft-shelled turtle), 1149 nucleotides. RefSeq names its product poly(A) binding protein interacting protein 2B (gene PAIP2B). Gene Ontology annotation, cellular component: cytoplasm. Gene Ontology annotation, biological process: negative regulation of translational initiation. NCBI's taxonomy places the organism in Eukaryota, Metazoa, Chordata, Testudines, Trionychidae. Gene Ontology annotation, molecular function: mRNA regulatory element binding translation repressor activity. The record is from RefSeq and is a predicted model, not a curated record.